AAUGACGCUACAUUCUUAUUGCCAAAAAAUCGCACUAUAGAAUAAUUAUCAGCUUUUGUAAAAUGUCUUGCAAAAAUAAUAUUAUAAUAUUAUAGAAUAUUACAAUCUUGCGUGGACGCAAGCUUUUAUAACAUAUAAUUACGUUCAGAGAUAAAUAUCUGAAAAAUAUUAUUACGCAGAAGCGAAUGUUAUGCGCUAAAUAUUAAUAAUAAAAUGCAUUAAUUAUCAGCGUAACUGUGUGAAAGUGCAACCGUAGGUCUCGCGUGUUGUCUUCUACCAGCUUUUAUGAUAAUGAAUAAAUGAAAAUAGCAAGAAACGAAAAACUUCGAGUCCGCGCGGCGAGGCCGACCGUGGCCGAUCGCUAUUGUUCUUUACGCUUUGAAGAAAGGCACAGCGGGCGCGUGUUGCCAUUAGAAAUUGAUUUCCAGUUGCUAGGAUACAGGUGGCCGGCUCGAAAGCGCCAGCACCGGCGAACAGCACGCCUGCUUACCUGGCGGUCAGUCGGCUGCAAGUUGCGCGGCGUAAGGUGCAAGCAUGGGCCUGCCGGAUAUAGAGACCAUACCCGAGACUGGGGCGGUGUUCACGAUCGGUCGUAGCAGAUUUGCGGACAACAUUGCAUCACAUUUUUUCAUUCGUAAGGAUCCGGUCACCGUCAUUGAAUGCGGGGAUGAACACUCCGCUGUAGUUUGUCAAACUGGCAGACUCUUUGUUUUCGGCAGUAACGAUUGGGGUCAACUGGGUCUGGGUCACAAAAACCAUAUCAGCAAACCAUCGUGUGUAAAAAUUUUGAAACCAGAAAAAGUCACACAUGUGGCGUGUGGAAGAGCGCAUACUUUAAUAUGUACAGAAGCCCAGAAAAUCUUUGCUUGUGGCAGCAAUCAAGAAGGUCAACUAGGUCGGGAAAGUUCCGUGAUAGGUGACAACUCCAGUUCUCCAAUCUUAGUCUAUGAUUGUGGACUCGCUGGACCCCGAAUCGUUCAGAUUGCAGCUGGAUCACAUCACUCAAUGGUUCUGACGAGUGACGGAGGAGUUGUCGUCUGGGGAAGCAAUCUGGAGGGACAGUUAGGGCUAUCGGGAAUUUCAGGUUUGGUUUACGAGCCCACGAAGGUUCCCAUUCCUGAACCUGUAAAGGAAAUCAGCGCGGGAUAUUAUCAUUCAGUCUUCUUGACUGAAAGCGGUCUCGUUUAUGUCUGCGGCGAGUCGGAAAGUGGUAAACUCGGGAUCAACAGCAACUUUUCGUCGCAGGUCGCACCGAAACAGAUGCAAUUGCCGGCACCGGCACUUCAUGUCGCAUGUGGUGGUCAUCAUACACUCAUAUUAGCAGAAAAUGGCAAUAUUUAUUGCUCCGGCAGUAACGCCAGUGGACAACUUGGUAUGGGCACUAAUGUCAACGAAGUACAUACGCCAAAACUUCUUCCGCGCGGAGCUGUUCAAGACGAAAAAAUCGUCAAGAUCGCUUGCGGUGAAAGUCACAGCGCUAUACUUACUGAGUCCGGCAAACUUUUCACUUGCGGCGAUGGACGACAUGGAAAGUUGGGUCUGGAAGAAAACGAAAAUAAUGUUCACGAAAUAACAUUUGCUGCCAAAUAUCAGGAGCUUUUUGUUUCAAAUGUUGCUUGUGGAGGAUGUCAUACGAUAUUAGUUGGCCGAAGACAUGAGAUAGAUUAUCAGACGCAGCGACAGUCGGAUUCCAUGGAGAAAAAAAGUUCUCUACCUCCUUUAAAGCUUCCUAUAAAUAUACAGAAUGAACAUCGAGCAGGCAAUUCGGAGAAAUUGACAAAGGAAAAAGAUGAUUCAUGUCAUCCUGAUAAAAGCGAGACAUCCAAUAACAAUGAUACUCGAACGAAGCCCACGGAAAAUUCGCCAAAGGAAAACAAUGAUACUCGAACGAAGCCCACGGAAAAUUCGCCAAAGGAAAAUACAGAUAAUGUUAAUAAUAAAGAAAUAUCAUCUUCAGUAAAUGACGAAAAAAUCGAGAGUUCAUUUUCAGAAAUUAUGUCAUCAGAAAGUUCGCAAGAAAAGGAUCAAAUUGACGAAAGUCAUGAUAAUAGGAAUACUGAAAGCAAUGAAAAUAAAGAUAUUAAUGAGAACAGUGAAAAUCAAGAAAAUAAUAAAAAUACCGAGAUGGCAGCAUCACAAGAUGUUGAGGAAUCGUAUACAGAAACAGGAAUUUCGAGGACGGAGGAGCAAGAAGAAGAGAAAACGACAAAUUCUGUACCGCCUCCGAAACCACCGAGAUUAAAAUCUGAAAGUGUUGAAGACAAUGCGAGUAAUGAAAAAGAAUCUUCAAAGGCGAACGAAGAGGAUGAAAAAGAAAAAGAUGAUGAAGAAGUUAAAAUUAGCAACGAACAAAAUUCAAGUACGGCUGGAAAAUUUAAAACGACUGGGAAAUCAAUAUCAGCUUUUUCGAGGAAAACUGUGGAAGCUAUCGAGGACUCAAUAGAAAGAGUCGAAGAGGAUAUACAUACUGAAGAACCAGAAAAAGUGGAAAUAGAUGGUACACAGGACGACGCUGAUGUCGUACAAUCUCCGCCGCCGCGAACAGCUAAAAGGGGAAAACUGUUCAAAGGAAAACGACAAGAAAUACAGAAUGGAACUAAGAAAACGAACAAUGCAGCAAAUCCAAAAGCUAAGUCGAAAACGUGCAUAAUCCUAUGAUCGAGGAAACUUCAAAGAAACAUUAUAAUUUAUUAUAUUUUUAUAAAAUAUUUACAAGAUACAUUCAUUGACAGAACCAACAUCUUGUGAAAAUUUUAAAUAAUUGAUAUCAAAAAUAAGUCUUUAUCAUCCAUGGAUUUACAUAAAAUUAGCAUUUUUAACAUUUUGCAUAGUCCUACCUCUCAUUUAUUAUCAUCAGUGACGAAGAAUUAAAAAAAAAAACUAUUAAUAAUGUUCUUAUUCAACAUUGUAAAUAUAAGUCACGCGCGAAAAGAUUCUUAUAGGCAAAAAAUCCAUAAAUUACCAUAUCAUAGCAUAGCAUAUAAAAAAAUAGUUGAAUGUGAAAAAAUGUACAGUAAUGGAUAAACGUAUUUUAUUAAAGUCCAAUUACAAAAUUCCGUUUGCGAGCAAUAACAAGCUUAUCUUAUAGUGUUUUCUUCUCUGAAUAGAUUACAAGUAUUCAAAUGUGAUACGUAGUUGCAUUAUGUCCUCGAUGUAUCACUCAUUUGAUUAAUCGUCCGACAGUAUUUAACUUAUAACGCACCGACGGUAAUUAACAUUAACUGCAAUUAUCUAAAUUUGCCUUUUCAAUAUUGUUCUAUAACUAGAGCUGCGCUCUCCCGACCGUCUAACCGAAAUUAGCUUCAGACACAGAUACAUGUAGCGCUAAAGUUGUCGGUGCAACUGACCUUACUUCUAAUCGUCGUGGUUUCAUCAUACGUUGGCGGCGAUACUCAAAGUAUAACAUACGAUCACUAAUAUUGCACUAGAUAUUAUGGCCGAGUACGAGUUGGACACCUUGAGAAGAAGCAUCAUCUUACGUAGCUCAAUCGCUACGAGUGAAAGUUUCGUCCAUUCACAAUAAUUGCCAAUGUAGCUUCUCCCCUUGUUGCUCUCUAUUUAUGUGCAUAUUGCGUAUUAUACAUAUAUAAAUAAGGACGGAAUCACAGACACAAUAACAUAUUUAACAUGAUCUUGGGAUCUUUUGCGAUACUAAAAAUUAUCAGGCGAUUCCUGAUUAUAACACAUACAUCCAUGAACGCCCAUCAAAUCCCAAAAGUUUUUUCUUCCAUAAUUAAUAAAGAAGAACACUACUGUAUUACACACUUCAUUAUAGCUAUAAAGUAUUAUAAUAAUGUAAGUUACUUUCACACAUUGUGAAAGAUCAUGGAUAUAUAUCAUCUUUGGCGAAUUUGAAUUCCAUUAAAUAAUAAAACUUUCCGCGGGUUUCAGUUGAAUAAAUCCGUGUAAAAUAAAAGAAAAUCUUUUACAUACGAAAUACAAACCAAUAUUGGCUUGCACAUAUUUCGUAAUUAAUUAAUUAACCCUCUUGACCAUCAAAAGCAAAACUUUGGUGUACACAGUCAAAUAAAACAUUUAUAUUACACCAUGCCGUAUCAUACUGCGCAGAUGUUUCACCCAAUAUAUUUUACAAUAAUUUAUUAUAUACCAAUUAAUGACGCCUAGCUUUCAUUUUUUAUUCAAUUUUUAAAUAAGAUAAAUUAGUCAUCAUAAAUUAGAUAAAAAUUUUAUUAUAUGUACAUGCGUAUUUCUUGCAUAAUUUUUUUUUCAAGAAAUUUAAAUGUAUUAACAUUUUUAAUACUUGGAAUAUGCUUAUGAUUGACUCCAAUUAAAAUGACAUGUGGCUUGAAAUAUUUGGAAAAAAAAAACAUUUGGUAUAUUAAAACAUUUAAUACUGAAGUUUUCUCAAUCUUUCUAAUCAUAAUCUAGGAAAAAUUAACAUACGUAGUUUUUAUUUGAAAUUGUAAAACCGAAUAAACCAUAAAUAUGUAAAUGAAGCGUUCGUUAUUCAUACAUUUAUAACAUUUCAGUAUCAUUUUAACUGUAUUAAAAAAGUUGUAUAUAUGAGAGUUCUUAAUACAUACUUGAUUAAUAA
Molecule: messenger RNA, 4555 nt
Organism: Monomorium pharaonis (pharaoh ant)
Lineage: Eukaryota; Metazoa; Arthropoda; Insecta; Hymenoptera; Formicidae
Product: X-linked retinitis pigmentosa GTPase regulator
Exons: 12
Coding region: 535-2658 (707 amino acids)
Source: RefSeq, a predicted model, not a curated record